UGCGAAACGUCGCGUCAUGUUGCUCUUAACUAGCUCUGUGCGGUAGCCAAUGCGCAUGCGUUAUUUCCCAACAGGAAGUGUUUAUGCCGUCAACCAGCUGAUGCAGCGACGUUAUCGUCAACAGUACGGGCAAGCGACGUUCUUUAGGUACUGUCCCCACCAAGACUGGCCCCCGGACAUCAGCAGCCAGCCUUGACCGCACAGCUGGAGGCAGCGCCAAGUGACCAGCGGAAUCCCAGAGUCACCUUGUCCUUCAGCGGUACGGCACCCUCGCACGGGUCGCUAUGAGCUCCAGAGGGAGUGGUGCUGGCCGCUCCAACGGCACGCUACCACAGACUAAGAUCUGCCAGUUCAAACUGGUGCUGCUGGGCGACAUGGCCGUGGGCAAGUCCAGCCUGGUGCUGCGCUUCGUCAAGGGACAGUUUGACGAGUUUCAGGAGACCACCAUCGGAGCUGCUUUCCUGGCCCAGUCGGUAUGUUUAGACGACACCACGGUCAAGUUUGAGAUCUGGGACACUGCGGGACAGGAGCGCUACCACAGCCUGGCGCCCAUGUACUACAGAGGGGCUCAGGCCGCAAUCGUGGUCUUCGACAUCACCAAGCCGGAGACCUUUGAGAGGGCCAAGGCUUGGGUGAAGGAGCUGCAGAGGCAGGCCAGUCCCAACAUCGUCAUCGCUUUGGCAGGAAACAAGGCUGAUCUGUCAGAGAAGAGACUAGUCGAAUAUGAGGAAGCGCAGACGUAUGCCGACGACACCGGCCUGCUCUUCAUGGAAACCUCGGCCAAGACCGCCAUGAACGUCAACGAGCUCUUCCUGGCUAUUGCCAAAAAGAUGCCAAAAACAGACACCCAGAACCCGACACAUGCGGCACGACACCGGGGGGUCAACCUACAGGACCCAGACGCCCGCUCCUCCAGAGCUUGCUGCGGGGGGAACUAGACAACCAUCCCCUAACCUUUCCCCCACUCCUCUUCUCCCUGCCAUGUGACUCCACUACAACCCCCCCUAAACGCAUCCCGUCUCCCUCAGCCAGCUUCCAUUCAAUGAAUCAAGCAAUGGUCAAGUAGGACAAGGAUGGUGUUGACUGAGAAAGAGAGACCAUGGAGAAGGACACUAAUUGUGAUUAUUCAGCCUUUCAUCAUUUCAGCUCCAGUCCUGUCUGUCUAAAAAUACUAUAAAGCAACCACGGAAGAAAUAGAAGGAAUUGUGUAAAAUAAAAGAAAUUAAAUGUG
Molecule: messenger RNA, 1231 nt
Organism: Nerophis lumbriciformis (worm pipefish)
Lineage: Eukaryota; Metazoa; Chordata; Actinopteri; Syngnathiformes; Syngnathidae
Gene: rab5b
Product: RAB5B, member RAS oncogene family
Molecular function (GO): GTPase activity; GTP binding
Source: RefSeq, a predicted model, not a curated record